UUCUCAGACUGUGUUAGGCACAGCUCUGUUUAGGCUUCGGCCAUUCCCAAGAGUCAUGGAAAACAAUGCCCGAGAAGAAGUGGGCAAAGGCAAGAUGGAGGAUGAGGACAGGGAGAGCAGUCGGUCUAGCAGUGGGUCUAGCAAAGGGCGAAAGCUCUCUCGGGAGUCUGUGAUUAUGCUGUCUGUUGCUGGGGGACUAGUGUUGCUGCUGUUGGUCAUUGCCAUUCCUGCCAUUGUUCUUACCCAAUCUUCAGGGUCGUCUCCUGUCAAGGUCCCCUUCCCCCCUGAUGCGGACAUGUUGGACUUCCUGAUGGGAAAUGGGAAAAUACAAGACAAGGACGGCCUGUACGCCACCUGGUACCACUCUGCCAAUAACAAAUCCCAGCUUGAUGAAGCCCUAAAAAGUUCGGUCAUGGUGCUGGAGGCUGAUGUGCAAGUUGAAGGCUAUGGCACCGCAAACCAGACCACCAUUCCCAUUAUGGCGCAUCCACCUGAUGUGUUCAGUGACAACACCUUACAAGAGUGGAUAGACAGAGUCCUUGAAUCAGAUAAAGGUAUCAAACUGGACUUUAAAAGUAUUGAAGCAGUAGAGCCAUCUCUUCAGAUACUGAGAGCCAAAAAUCAAACAGCACACAUUAACCGGCCUGUGUGGCUGAACGCAGACAUCAUUCAUGGGCCUGGGGUUCCUACGUUUAUCCCAGUGGUGGAUGGUGCAAGGUUCAUCCAACUAAUUCAGCAGACAUUUCCGGAGGUUACCAUCUCACCGGGAUGGAAGGUUUUGUUUGUGCCACAGUUUCCCAACGUUACAUACUCAGAAGCCAUGAUGACGGAAAUGUUUGAUGCCAUUCGUAACGUUCCACAGAAAAUAACCUUCCCUAUCCAUGCUCUUAUGGCUAAGAAUGGCUGGCCAUAUAUCAGUUGGCUGCUUAGCCAGUCACCCAGGUUCAGCUUGACACUAUGGCAAGGAAAACAAAAUCCAACACUGGAGGACCUCUUGUUCAUCCGAGAUAACAGCCAUCCAGAACGUGUCUACUACGACAUAUAUGAACCAGUGCUCUCACAGUUUAAAGAGGCAGUAGAACAGAGGAACCGAGCGAGGCGUUUCUACCCUGGAGGAGAUCUGAUCGACUACUUCAAACCAACGGAUGACCGUGGAUUGGACAUCCAAUGGAAAACUGUUACAAGCAGACAGUUCCUGGAGUCUUUACUUAAAGACAGCAGUGGUGGGAUGCUGGUCAUCCCAGUGGUGUCCAGCGCAGGCCUCCCCAAGUCCCCAGUGGUGCACAGCUCGGAGGAGGCAGAGGAGCUGCCUCUUGAGGAGUGCCUGGACCUGAUCUUGGCCUCCCCUAAACCCUGGGGCCUUUACCUGAGGGUGAAGUCCCCAAGCCAGCUGGCCCCUUCCCUGCAACUGCUCAGUGGCGCAUACGACCAGAACCGUCUGUACCACCCCGUCUGGAUCAACAUGGAGGUGUCACACGGAGCUUUCCAGACUCCCGGCUACAUCAGCGGGGAAGAGUUUCUGGGCACGGUCAAGACCAUGUUUCCCUGCGUCACCCUGGCUCCGUCAUGGCCCAAGGAGGCUCUGACACAAGGCUACACUCCAGCCGCGGUGGACAAUAUGCUGCAGCUGGUCAGGGGUGUGAAGCAAGACGUAUCUCUGCAGCUGAGAGCUGAACCCCUGGCAAAGUCUGAUGAAGGCCUACAGCAUUUACAGGCUGAUGAGAACAGGUACUCUCUCAUGGUGGAAAUGGAUCCUGAGACAGACCCAAGAACAUGCCUUCAGAAUAUCAUGUCUCUUCGUCAAAGGGGUGGACACAGAAUCUUCAUUAAUGCACCUACAGACUAUGUGUCUGAGCUGUCAUUGAAAGUUGAAAAUUUUUAGAACUCCCCAAUAUGACUUCACCUUCUAUUAAAAAAAAAACAUUCAUAGGAUUUAAAUGACAUGAGUUACAUGUCAAGAAAAGUGCAAAAGUAAAGCCUAUGAUCAAUUUUUACGUAUUUGCUAAUUUAUUACAGUGUUAAUACCAUUUAGUUAUGCUCAAGACAAAAGUUGUUUCACUGUCUGAAUUUUGCCCCUGAAAUGCAUAUUCAAUAAGCCCAAUUCAAUCAUGAUGCAGUUGCAGUACCCCAAAAGGUACAGGUAUUACACUGUGUUAAACAAUCGGUAAUCGCUGUGCUACUGCUUCUAGUUUGGUGGUAAAUUGUGGUGUUUACAUCAAUAACGUUACUUCAUAUAUUUGCAUCAGUUGAUCUUUACAGUGACUGUGUACUCAAAGAUGAUGC
Molecule: messenger RNA, 2283 nt
Organism: Engraulis encrasicolus (European anchovy)
Lineage: Eukaryota; Metazoa; Chordata; Actinopteri; Clupeiformes; Engraulidae
Gene: fam151a
Product: family with sequence similarity 151 member A
Exons: 8
Coding region: 56-1882 (608 amino acids)
Source: RefSeq, a predicted model, not a curated record